CGUUGGUCAGCCUCUGAAUCUCAAAGUUUCCAUAUUUUCCUGAAGAUAGAAAAGUAGCGUAAUAAAAGCACAAAUUUCCUCAUUACGAUUAUUGGGAAUUGAUCCUUUGCUGCACACACGGCCUCAAGGGUGUGGAGUUUUUGAAUUUUCGUAACAUACCACCGAAAAUGAAUCCGAUUGCGACUGCGGCUAUACCUAUUAUCCCCCCUGUUGCUACGCCCAAUUUGCUAGUCGGACUGCCACAUAUGGCAGCUCCUGGAGCUUUGCCUUCCGUAACUCCAGCUGUUGUCAUGCCCCAAGCUGUUACACACAUGCCAGAAUCAAUUGGACAACCAAAUAAUACCAUAUACAUAAACAAUCUGAAUGAAAAGAUAAAACGCGACGAAUUAAAGAAAUCCCUAUACGCAGUUUUUGUUCAAUUUGGUCAAAUAUUGGACAUAAUUACAUCACGAACACUUAAAAUGCGUGGUCAAGCUUUUGUUGUCUUUGAUGAUAUCAAUAGUGCGUCCACGGCACUUCGGGCAAUGCAAAGCUUUCCACUGUAUGAAAAACCCAUGCGAAUACAUUUUGCCAAAGUUGAUUCAGAUGUCAUUGCUAAACGUAAAGGCACAUUUGUACAACGACCAAAAGCUGCAUCAAGAGCAGCAGCUGCGGCCGCUGCUGCUGCUGCUGCCGAAGCCGCAGCUUCUGCUGCUGCAAUUAAUUCAGCCGGUCCACAAGGAGGCACUAGUGCUAGAGCUAUCCGUAGAAGACAACAAAGAGCUGCAGCAGCCGCUGCUGCCGCUGCAGCUUCGGCCUCAGCUAACAAUGAUACCAUCGGUGAAACAAAUUCUAAUGGUGUCGAUCAAACUAAUAGUUAUCGUCCUCCUCCACCACCACCGACUGUGAAUCCAGCAACUAUUCCAGAUCAACCACCUAAUAAGAUUUUAUUCUUAACUAACUUACCGGAUGAUUCUGAUGAAGCAAUGUUAAGUAUGCUUUUUGGACAAUUCACUGGCUAUCGAGAAGUCCGUAUGGUUCCAGGAAGACAUGAUAUUGCUUUUGUUGAAUUUGGUAAUGAAGUAGAGGCAUCAGCUGCAAAACUUGGCCUUCAAGGUUUUAAUAUUCGACCCGGUCAAGCUAUACGUAUUACUUUUGCGAAGAAAUAAAAGGAUUUUGAAAAAAAAUUAGUUCAUUCAUUUUAACUAUGAAUUUCUUCAAUCUUAUUACUUCAUACGUGUACAUGUUUACAAUUUUCAAUAAAAUUAAAAUUCUAUUUGGUCUUAAUGAGUUUUCUUUCUCAUACCAAUAAUUGGUAUUAUCUGAUUGUUGAAAAAAUGAUGGCGCUUAUUGUUGUUUUUCCUGUUUAAUUAAUUGUAUUUGUAUAGACUUUGGCUUUUGGUUUGUUCCGUAUGAAUAGAUUAUAUUGAACGAACCCUUGUGUAUAACAUUAGUUUAAAUGUACUAAACACUAGAUAACUAAAAUAUUUUGUCAUUAAUUUUCAUUGCCAUUACAAACCAGUCUAAAUGUUAUAACGGAUCCCAUAUUUACUCGUACUUGUUAUUUAUCAAAAAUUCCAAAGUAGCAAAAUGGAUUGGUUUUGUGGUGUGUAGGUUUUAAAGGCACUUAGGUCACUGGAGAAACUAAAAUGUUACUAUAAUCAAAUUCAGUUGACUACUUUGCCCACGUAAUCUAUUUCUUAAAAUGGUCAUCCAAUACUUUGUUGGAUUGUAUGAAUAGAGUAGUGAACGAUAUUCAUUCAGACUUCACAGCUGACGUAACUACUUGCAACCACCAUAUCUACAUUUUUGUACAUACAGGACUUCUCAAGUUGUGUAUGGUGUUUAGUGACUGGAGGUAAUCUACAGGAAUUACUGGACCCCGAAGUAAUGCUGUCUGACGCUUAAACGAGGGACAUCUUCCGUCUUGGAGUAACUUCAUGCGACAAUCUAGAACACUGAGUUAGUCAUAAAGAGAACAUCAGUCUCCCUAAGGCUAAAGAUACGUCUUACUUAAGAGCGUUAACUGUCUUAGAACUUAAACACAGUGCUUCUUUCAAGUUGCCUCUAAUAUCAAAGUGAAAUGCACUGUGAAAUCGAUUAAUUUUGACAAUUAUUAACAUUGGAACCUGGCCGUCAAAAUUCAUUAAACACUCAGUACUAGAUAACAUGACAUUGAUUACUGCUAAGUAACUAAUCAGUCUAAGCUGCGUAAACAUGUUCGGUCUUUAAUUAGUACAAUUUGAUUGUUACAAUUACUCCAUAGAAACCUUAAACUAGUCUGAAGUUUAUUCUUCCAACUAAAACUUGUAUGGUGAAGCAGUGGCUCAGUUGUAAUAGUGUUUAACUUUCAGUCAUUCAGUCACCCAUGGGUUCAAAUCCUCCUACACUUCGGUCUAGGAAGUCGAAUCAUAUCGCUAGCCGUCUCCAAAUGUGAUUCAAAUUCAUUGACAAAAAUUUACUCGGAUUAUGAGCUAAUACUAAUGAUAUAUAAUUGACCUUUAUUUAUUUUAUGAUUAUUUGUUUGAAUGGAUUAAAGCUUGAUUUGUGCACGUUAUGCAAUGGAAUUAAUAUCAUUGUAGCCUGAUUUCUACGCAGUAGUUGUCCGUUUGUACAUUUUCAGUCCACUAGCAUACAGAUUGAAAUUUGCGUGUUCUUUAUAUGUUUUGAUCAUAGUAAGAAAGCAAUCUCAUCAAAGCAUACAAAUGCAGGCCUAUACAGAAUUUCCAUUUUCGACAGAUUAAUUAAAGUACAUAAAGCACAUUUUCCAAACUGAUGCUUCCAAUCAAAAAGCACACCUAUAAAUAAUACCCUAGUUUCACUUCUAAUCUGAAACUACUGGUAAUAGUAGUAACAUAUGAUACUUCAUAGUUUACAUCACUGACUGACUUUAGACAACUAUUCUAAACUAGGCGACACUGGACAGCUGUUUCGUUCUCAUGAAAAUCCUCAGACAGUUCUUGAUGUAGACUUUAAAACUUAAAAAUCAAAAAAUCCCCCACACUGAUUAUAUAUAUAAUAUCAAGUCCUACCUUCUUCCAGCAUGUAACACUAUUUCAAUUCAUUCAUUAUAUCCCUUCUUUAUUUCCAUAUAUAUACGGUGUGUGCAUGCGUGCGUGCUCGGAUUUGAUAAAUAUUAGUUCUAUAAAUGGAUAUCCGACCAAAUCACACGUUGUAUGUGAAUAAUCUAAAUGACAAAGUAAAGAAAAACGAUUUGAAAAAAGCACUAUAUUAUAUAUUUGGUCAACAUGGUCGACUAAUUGAUAUUAUAGCUAUGAAAACAAUGAAAAUGCGUGGACAAGCAUUUAUUAUUUAUCAAGAUAUUGCUUGUGCAACGCAAGCUUAUCGUUCAUUACAGGGAUUUCAGUUAUUUCAACGACCUAUGCGAGUAACGUAUGCUAAAAAAGACUCGCAACAAAUUAUCUGUUUGAAAGGUGUCAGUGCUGAAGUUCAAAAGAGACGUGAAGAAGAACGCGAAAAACGUAGACGAAAGAAAAUGGCACAACGUGCUGCAGCGGUAGCAGCGGCUCUACAAGCAGCUAAUCAAUCAGUAAAUGGUCCAGCGGGUACCGGUGGAGAUAUCAAUGCAUUGUUAGAUCAACCAAAUCAUAUUUUAUUUGUUAGCAAUUUACCAGAAGAAACUACUGAUGCUAUGCUUACUAUGUUAUUUAGUCAAUUCUCGGGAUUUAAAGAGGCUAGACGCGCUGCUGGUGGAGUUGGCUUUGUCGAAUAUGAUACUGAAUCACAAGCUGCUGCUGCGCGAUCUGCUUAUGAAGGAUUUAAACUGACACCGACUCAUGCUAUGCAAAUUACAUUUGCUAAGAAAUAAAGAUCACUUUUCUUUUCCUUAACAUUAUUCGUUAGUUAAUUGGUAUUAUUGAUAUUAUCAUUGUUAUUAUUCUUAUGAUUACCUGCUAACACCGCAUAUUGAUGUAGAUGGUAAUUAGACAUAUAUAACACAUGUCUCGAGCACAUCACUUGAUGAAGAUUAAUAAUCAUAUCAGCCGCUUUACUAUCUUUCUUCAGUACUCUGUACAUAACCUCAGGACUGCUGACUGGAUUAUACCGACAAUAUACGAGGAUUGUGUAACUAGAGAGCGAUAAUACCUAGCCUCAUUUCAAAUACCACAAUUCUCCUUUCCUUCCGCUUAUUACACACUGGUUAAGAAGACUAGGCUUACAGAGAAGUGGAUAAAAGUGGUUUUAUUUAAACAAAUACCACUUGCCUAUCAAAUAAGUUGAGAAAUCGGCGUAACAAAUCUUUGCAGUAAAAAAAUUUGAGAGGGAAAUUUUCAGCAACAUAUUAUGAUGAUAUACUUUUCGAGUUUGAGAUUUACUGAAGGAGUAAGUCAUUCCUUGUGUACGUGUAUGUGUAUGAGUAUUAGGUGAUGUGUGUAUUCCGGUUGUUGGUGGUGGUGAAAAAGUGGUAUUGCAGUUGGCGUCAGUGUGCAAUGGUGGUUGUGCUAGUGAUUGUGUUUGUUUUGUUGCUGGUUUUUGUGUGCGAUAUGAGUUGAUAUUGUGUGGUGUAUAUAUAUAUAUUAUAUAUAUAGUUUUAUAGCUUUGGAAAUCAACUGUACGAACAGAGCACUGUUGACUGAACCAAUCUUUCUUAUUUUAUGACUAAAUUAGUAUAUUCCUUUAGCCUAUUCCAACGAAUGUCUUGAGUUGUUUGUUUGUUGUUUAGCUCUGUUCAUCUUCGACGUGUUCCUUCAUGUUCUUGUUCUUCUUCUGCUCUUUUUCCUUCUAAAUGUACUCCUAUUCAUUCAAUGCAGGUUGAACUUGUUUGUAGAGAUUAUGUUGCAAAUGGUGGUUGAGAGACAUUUUUAGCCUAUGAGGAUCUAUAUCAAGACACAUUGAUAGGUUUAUGACGUUUAGGAAAGUGUUCACUGCAACACGUUAUAUUAGUGAUGAUGAUAAUGAUUUUCAAGGUAGUGAAGAUCCUUGUUGUUCUAUUGUACGUGAAUUACAUGUAUAUGGUAGUGCUGUUCCAGUGGCUGCUAGGGAUCCCACAAAUUUAUAACAUCAAGUACGUUCAAGUGUAAUUUAAUUGUAUAUCGGAUAAGAGAUGCUUUUUUGUGUGUGUUAAUAACAGCAACAAUAAUAAUAAUAGCAUUCUAAAGUUAGGAAUUUCUGUUAAAUACCUUUUCAAGUCCACCGAAGUUAAGCAUCCGGAGUUGGUAACAGUCACAAACUGUCAUGGCUUCUCCUUAAACAUAUUGUUCUGCAAAAAAAUCCUUCGUGGUUUUUAACUCAGCAAGAACUGCAAAGUUUCAGUGCAGACAAGUAGAAAAAUGACCAAUCAAUGUAGUCGGACGAGUAGGUAAUACAUUAAGCAAUCAAUAACUGAUUAGUUAACAAUUAAUCAAUGAAAUAAACGAAGAGAAUUGUGCAACUCACUUCUAGUUACUCAUAAGUAAUAUAGUUGUCAUACGCAAAUCUCUCAACCCUAGUCUUUCUUACGAAUUGUUCACAUUCACAAACAAAUCAUGCACAAACUAACUCUAC
Schistosoma haematobium is the source of this 5484-nucleotide messenger RNA. RefSeq lists its product as uncharacterized. Gene Ontology annotation, biological process: mRNA splicing, via spliceosome. Lineage: Eukaryota; Metazoa; Platyhelminthes; Trematoda; Strigeidida; Schistosomatidae. Gene Ontology annotation, molecular function: U1 snRNA binding. The record is from RefSeq and is a predicted model, not a curated record. Bases 168 to 1148 code for a protein of 326 amino acids. The transcript is spliced from 4 exons. Gene Ontology annotation, cellular component: U1 snRNP.